This is a messenger RNA of Didymella exigua CBS 183.55, 918 nucleotides long. RefSeq lists its product as uncharacterized. NCBI's taxonomy places the organism in Eukaryota, Fungi, Ascomycota, Dothideomycetes, Pleosporales, Didymellaceae. The record is from RefSeq and is a predicted model, not a curated record. Gene Ontology annotation, cellular component: catalytic step 2 spliceosome. The coding region runs from base 1 to 918 and encodes 305 amino acids. The transcript is spliced from 2 exons.
AUGAGCGGCCCCAUCGCAUCCGCAGUCGUGCUGCCAGAGCCGGACGAAGCGCUGCCGCCGCCAGCCUCGCCGCCAAACACGCUCAAGAGAAGGCAGUCGUCUGUGGCCGAGGACAGCGUCAAGCGCGCACGGACCAAUGGCGACGACGCGGCAGAUGAGGGGAAAGCGCCUGCGCCGAAACGCAGGGAGAGAGGGAGAGAGCGCAGGCUGUUCGGCGCGGUGCUGGGUGCGCUGUCGCAGAACCCCACGACGGCCGGGCAGAAGCGCCGGUCCGAGAUCGAGAAGAGGCAGCAGGCCCAGCGGAGACAGGAAGAUGAGGAGAGCGAACAGAGGAAGGCGGAGCGCUUGGCGAGACGCAAGGUGCAGCGGUGGAAGGAGCAGAAGCGCUUCGAGCGCCAGGCAUUGCGAGUACGACACGACAACAUGCUGCACCGGGCGCACUUCCUCCACACCAAGACCGAACCGCGGCUGUACUACAAGCCUUGGGAGAUGAGCCCGGAAGAGGAAGACCGGAUCGACGACCAGAUUGCCGAGGCUCGAGCGACGAUACAACGCGAAGUGGACGAGUAUGAGCAUCGCCAAGAAGAGGAGAGGAGAAGAGAGCGACGGGCGACGCCAGACGCGUCGACGCACCGCGGUGAAGCCAACCUGCCAGACGGCGAGAACCAGCACACAGACCCAGCCCAGCUGCGCGCUGCAGACAACGCAACCACAAACGGAGGCGGGACACACGCACAGGACCAGGAGAUGCAAGACCGGCACGCAGAAGAGACUGCAGAUCGUCCAGGCGAAGCGCAACACACAGACGAACCUGCCAUGGACACUAGUCCGCCCGAGCCCGACACCACCGCCGACGAGCCCAUCAAGGACGCCGACGAGGAAGUCGUAGAAGCUGCCGAGGACACCGUUAUUUACUAG